AUGACGGCCUCGACCGAGUCCAACGGUGCUACCGUGCAGCCAGCCAAGAUGAGCGGUGGCAAGGCUGAAGUCAAGAUCCUCAUGCUUCACGGAGCCUUGUUCCGCGCCAAAACCCGCGCCCUGGAAAAACUCCUCACAAAGGUCUUGUCCCCUCUCUCCCUGACCCCCGUGCUCAUCUAUCCCACUGGCCCCAACCGCCUCCUGCCCCAGGACAUGCCGUUCUACUCACCACCCUCCGACCCCGCCGAGGAAGACGACUACCAACCGGACACGUGGGCGUGGUGGCGCAAGGACGAGGGCUCAGGAGAAUACAUCUACCUGGAGAAGGGCAUGGAGACCAUCGCCCAGGCUAUCCGCGAAGCGGGCGGCGUAGACGGCGUGUGUGGAUUCAGCCAAGGCGGUGCGGCGACGGGCAUGGUGGCAGCGGCGCUGGAGGCAGAGCGAGCUGUGCCCGAGGGACCGGCAGGCGAAUGGGUGAGGAAGCUGCGGGAAGCCAACGGCGGGAGGGCAGCAAAGUUUGCCGUGUCUUAUUCUGGGUUUUGGGCGACACCGGAGUCGUUACAGUUCUUGUAUAAGCCCAAGAUACGCACGCCGUCGUUGCACUACCUCGGCAGUUUGGAUACGGUUGUGGAGGAGAGCAGGAGUCAGGCCUUGAUUGACAGGUGCGAGAGUGCGACGCAGGUGGUGCACCCCGGUGGUCAUCAUGUUCCUGUGUCCAAGGAGUGGGUGAUGCCCUUGGCUGGGUUUAUUAAGCAGCAUGUUUAUGAUGCAGCGCCAAAGGCUGGGUUGUGA
Messenger RNA from Metarhizium acridum CQMa 102, 792 nucleotides. The record is from RefSeq and is a predicted model, not a curated record. NCBI's taxonomy places the organism in Eukaryota, Fungi, Ascomycota, Sordariomycetes, Hypocreales, Clavicipitaceae.